Labeo rohita (rohu) is the source of this 5206-nucleotide messenger RNA. RefSeq names its product glutamate receptor, ionotropic, AMPA 1a (gene gria1a). Gene Ontology annotation, biological process: synaptic transmission, glutamatergic; modulation of chemical synaptic transmission. Bases 337 to 3072 code for a protein of 911 amino acids. Gene Ontology annotation, molecular function: transmitter-gated monoatomic ion channel activity involved in regulation of postsynaptic membrane potential; AMPA glutamate receptor activity. The transcript has 16 exons. NCBI's taxonomy places the organism in Eukaryota, Metazoa, Chordata, Actinopteri, Cypriniformes, Cyprinidae. Gene Ontology annotation, cellular component: postsynaptic membrane; dendritic spine; plasma membrane. The record is from RefSeq and is a predicted model, not a curated record.
CUGUGUAAUUCAGUCAUACAGAGUAAUUGUGAACGUGAGAAGAAAGUCCACACACGGUGUUGCUCUGGAGUGGAAUACGGUUAUCAGUCCCUCGCUCACUCGCUCUCUCUCUCUUGCGCGCCCGCGGCUCUCAGAGGAAGUGCUGCUUGUGCUGAAGGAACGGCUGGGAGCGCAACACACAAGGACGCAGCGCGCAAAGAGGUGCACCUGUAAUCCACGCUGCUCACUCGCCGAUGUGCGGAUAGUGUGAGAGCAUCCAGCAGAGAUAUUCUACACCACGCGCAUACCCAUGCUUGGGAUUUGGCUUUCUUUUUCUUCGCUAAUGCAAAAGGAAAUAUGCAGCGAAGCCUCACACUGCUCUGCACCAGUUUUCUGGGAUUGUGCUUCGGUUCCAGUUUUCCAAGUAAUAUCAACAUAGGAGGGUUAUUCCCAACCGAAUCACACGAAUAUGAAGUGUUUCGGUUUGCGCUCUCGCAUCACCAGGAUAUCCCUAAACUGGUACCUCAAGUGGAUAUGGUCAAAAUGGGGAAUAGCUUCUCCAUGACAUAUGCUUUCUGUUCGCAGUUCUCCAAAGGAGUGUACGCCAUCAUCGGCGUGUACGACAGGAAGACCGUCAACAUGUUGAUGUCCUUCUGCGGCGCGCUACACGUCUGCUUCGUGACGCCCAGCUUCCCCAUGGAAAACUCCAACCAGUUUGUCAUCCAGCUGAGACCCGAACUUCAGGACGCCCUGGUGGGCGUAAUUGAACACUACAGGUGGUCUAAGUUCGUCUACAUGUACAGCUCGGACUCUGGACUGUCAGUUCUGCAGAAGGUUCUGGACACUGCAGCAGAGCAUAACUGGUUGGUGACCUCUGUGAACGUGGAGACAAUGACAGAAGCUUCCUUUCUCAAAGUGUUCCAGGACCUGGAUAAAAAGAAGGAGGGCCAGAUCAUCAUCGACUGUGAGCUGGAGAGACUCACUUCCAUCCUGAAGAAGAUCAUCGAGUUGGGGAAGAACGUGAAGAGCUACCACUACAUCCUAGCAAACCUGGGAUUUCUGGAUAUCGACCUUACAGAGUUUAAGAAGGGUGAGGCGAAUGUAACAGGCUUCCAGCUGGUAAACUACGCAGACCCUAACGUCAGUAGGAUAGUACAACAGUGGAUGGAUUUUGACAACAAAGACGCCAAAGUUCCCAAGCGAGGACUGAAGUACACUGGAGCUCUCACAUAUGAUGGAGUCAAAGUCAUGUCCACAGCCUUCCAGAACCUCCGCAGGCAGAGGAUAGAUAUAUCUCGCCGUGGAAAUGCUGGAGAAUGUCUGGCCAACCCACCAGCACCUUGGGGCCAAGGCAUCGACAUUCAGAGAGCACUCCAGCAGGUUCGGAUUGAAGGCCUAACGGGACACAUUCAGUUUAACGAGAAAGGACGGAGGACAAACUACACUGUCAGUGUGAUGGAGCUCAGGCCGACAGGACCGAAAAAAGUGGGUUACUGGAAUGAGGAUGAGAAGUUUGUGAGCACAGCGGCCUACAUGCCAGGAAGUAACGACACUUACGGACUUCAGAAUCGCACGUAUAUUGUUACCACUAUUCUGGAAUCACCAUACGUCAUGCUGAAGAAGAACCACGAGCAGUUUACAGGAAAUGAUAAGUAUGAGGGUUACUGUGUGGAACUGGCAGCUGAGAUAGCCAAACACGUGGGAUACCACUACAUACUCAAAAUAGUGGCUGAUGGGAAAUAUGGAGCCAGAGAUCCAGAAACCAUGAUGUGGAACGGGAUGGUGGGAGAGCUCGUCUAUGGUAAAGCUGAUGUAGCUGUGGCCCCACUGACCAUCACCCUGGUCAGGGAGGAAGUCAUUGAUUUCUCCAAGCCCUUCAUGAGCCUCGGCAUCUCCAUCAUGAUCAAAAAGCCCACCAAGUCCAAACCUGGUGUGUUCUCCUUCCUGGACCCUCUGGCCUAUGAGAUCUGGAUGUGUAUUGUGUUCGCCUACAUCGGCGUGAGCGUGGUGCUUUUCCUAGUGAGCCGCUUCAGUCCCUACGAGUGGCACGCUGAUGACUGCGAGGAAGCUGAGCAGAACCCUAACCAACCCUCCUCAUCAUCCGCCCAACCGGGUCAGCAGAACCAAAACCAGCAGAGUCAGGAGCAAACCAACGAGUUUGGCAUCUUCAACAGUCUCUGGUUCUCACUGGGAGCUUUCAUGCAGCAGGGCUGUGAUAUUUCCCCCAGGUCUCUCUCUGGCCGUAUCGUGGGUGGUGUGUGGUGGUUCUUCACUCUGAUCAUCAUCUCCUCAUACACAGCCAACCUAGCUGCUUUUCUCACAGUGGAGAGGAUGGUGUCACCCAUCGAAAGUGCAGAGGAUCUGGCCAAACAGACUGAGAUUGCUUAUGGGACUCUAGAUGCCGGCUCCACCAAAGAAUUCUUCAGGAGGUCAAAGAUUGCAGUCUUUGAAAAGAUGUGGUCCUAUAUGAAGUCUGCAGACCCCUCAGUGUUUGUGAAAACCACAGAUGAAGGAGUUAUACGGGUGAGGAAAUCCAAAGGGAAGUACGCCUACCUGCUGGAGUCCACCAUGAAUGAGUACAUCGAGCAGCGCAAACCCUGUGACACUAUGAAGGUCGGAGGAAACCUGGACUCCAAAGGCUACGGCAUCGCCACCCCCAAAGGAUCCCCUCUCAGAAUCCCAGUUAACCUAGCGGUGUUGAAACUCAGUGAGCAAGCCGUCUUAGACAAACUGAAAAACAAAUGGUGGUACGAUAAGGGGGAGUGUGGAAGCAAGGACUCCGGAAGAAAGGACAAGACCAGUGCUCUUAGCCUCAGCAAUGUGGCUGGGGUCUUCUACAUUCUGAUCGGUGGUCUGGGUCUGGCCAUGCUGGUGGCCCUGGUGGAGUUCUGCUACAAGUCCAGAACAGAGUCCCGCAGAAUGAAGCAAUCCAUCAAUGACGCCAUGCGCUGCUCCACGCUGACCAGGAUGAGCGGGAACGGUAGCGGCGGGGAGAACGGGCGGAUUGUCACACAUGACUUCCCCAAAGCUGUGCAGACGCUGCCGUGCAUGAGCCACGCGGCCAGCAUGGGCCUGGGAGCCUCUGGCAUGUGACCAUCUUGACGGAGCGGCUAGCGUCACAUGUAACGCACGGACCUCCCGUUCACCUGCCGUCUGCCCCUAUGUCUGUCUGCCCGCCCGCAACAGACGCACCGUACUGCCAAAAUGCACUCGAAGACUCUUCUCAGUGAAUAGCCACCAAUAAAACUCUUUUCUAAAGAAAAACAAACACUAAAAAAAGGAAGAAAAAAAUGUGCUGCAAUAACAAGCCCAUGGGACUCUUUUGGGGAAAAAGUGUUCAUGUCUUGAAUUCAAAAAACAAAAAAGAGAAGUCUUGUGUCUGAUUGGACACUCGCGCUGUGCCAAUAUUAUAAACCUGUUUACUUCUGUCUGAGUGUGCAAUAUUUUAGUUUAUAUCAGUGUUCGGCAAUGUCGUCUUUCUUUAUGAAGAUUAGCUCACAGAGAUGUUUUGGGGUUUUUUUUUGCACAAAUAUGUUCUAUGAAAUGACAAAAGCAAGUUCAUUUUCCUUACACUUACUAGAAAAGAGUUAGAGUAAGCUAACGAGCAAGAUCUUACACAUUUAUAUGGAUCCAGUGCCCCGUAAACAACAUCGCUUAUUUCUCUCGGUCACUCUGCGUAUUGAACAAACAUAUCAGCUCAUUUAAUGACCUGUCCAUAGUGUAAAUACUCCGGUGUAAAUCUGAAUCUGAGUGAGGGAUAAAUUUGAUUUGUUGUCAGUCGGUAGAGCAUAGCGGAACUGAACUUGUUGAUUAUCUUGCUCUGUGAUUUCCCACCUCAUGGACCUUGCAUAGCUGCUACGCCUCGUUUCAGGCACCAUACCUCAUCGGAGACCUGGGAGCGAGCCGCCACGUUUUGAUUGCCACUUCACUGAGAGCUCUCCUAGGACGGAGUCCAAUUUGACCUUAGUUAUGGGCAAAUGUGCUUUAAUGAGCUAGUUUGUCCCCAACACAAACCAUCAGAUCUCGUUAAAUCGAAGCUGUUGAAAAUACAUUAAUUUAAACGAGGUUGCUGUAACAAAAAGGGUACUUUGGUAAAAAUUUGUUCAUAUAAGACUGCCCGCAUGGAAUAUCCAGAGAAUUCUGCCAAAUCCAAAUCCCCAUCAUUUAGUUUCUACACAGCCCUUGCUACGUUCGGCUAAUUUGAACACUCUAAAAGAGUGUCAAAAAUUCUAUGUUGGCCUACAUUAAAAAUUCUGUCAUUUACUCACCCUCAUGUUGUUCCAAGUUAUGCCCAUAAGACAUUUUCCAUAUUUUUUACGUCCAUCAUAUGCAGCGUUUGGACCCCAUUGACUUUCUGUGUAUGGGAUGACAUGAGGGUAAAUGAAUGACAGAUUUUUAAUGUUUGAGUCAACUAUAAUAACUGUUAAUAGAACUAACAAAGAAAAGAGUGCAGAACAAGCUACAGGAUCCAAACACUAGGCUGUUCUGUCCUACAUACACACACUGUGCGACAAGGCUCCUCGUGAGAUGAUGUUUGUGGGGAUAUCAUUGAUCGGCAACUGGGGCCAAGCUGACCUUUCCAGAGCUCUUGGCUUCUUCACUGCAGGCUUUCAGAACAUGGCUUCCAGCUCAACAUAAACAGCUCUCUACCUAUUCAGCCUUCCCCUGCACACUGCCAUUGUACUGCGAAACAUGACACACUGUGUGGCCAUCGAAACGCUUCUAUUUCUCUGGCUUUUUCUUUCCAUUUUCUUGACGUGUUUUAUUAGGCACAGAACACUGCGGUCCUUUAUGGCCUCAUGUGAGAGCAGUAUUUUAUAAGCAGUAAAAGAUUUGUAAAGUUCAAGUGAGACGUUUAACAUUUAUACCGCUGUGAGAUUUUGAAGAGUUGACUGAGCUAGUGUUUUACACAUUGCUGACGCAAUGUUACUCGGAUAUUCUCACUGAUAAGGGUGUUGAUUUUGAUUAGUUAAGAGAGAAAUGGAGUCUUUGUGUUUCUGCUAUAAAUGUUGAAACUUCUUAUUUUUGGGGUAUUUUAAUGCAAAAUUUAUUCUUCAUACUCAUCUACUUCUUGAUGAUUCCACAGUCUUGAGAAUUUUAUUUGAGAUGUUUUUUGUUUAUUUUAUUGGUUAUUUUUUUUUUAUCAUAAAAGAGAGAUGUGGUUGAAUCAAAUUUACUGGAAAAUACAUUCAGUCAAUAAUGAAUAAAACUUUUCUAACCACAGUCA